Schistosoma margrebowiei is the source of this 5177-nucleotide messenger RNA. The record is from the annotation of a GenBank genome assembly. NCBI's taxonomy places the organism in Eukaryota, Metazoa, Platyhelminthes, Trematoda, Strigeidida, Schistosomatidae.
CCCGUACUUGGGGCGCGACUUAUGGUCUUAGACGUUGGUGUGUUACUAAUUCAAAACCUGAUAUGUCUACAGGCAGCAGUGCUCGUCGAACUGAAGUGACAAAUGCCAAAGUACGAAUCAAAGCUUUUCCUCCUUCGAUAGAUGAGAGAUAUGCCAAUCAGUUAUGGGAUCAGAUUAAAAGUGCGAUAAUCGAGAUUCAAAAGAAAAACAACAGUUGUUUAAGCUUUGAAGAACUCUACCGCAAUGCGUACACUUUGAUAUUACAAAAACACGGUGAACGUUUGUAUGCUGGGACAGAGGCUGUUGUACGUGAACAUAUGAUCAAGAUCCGCGAUAGUAUUGUUGAGAAUCUAAAUAAUAAGUUUUUAACUUAUCUUAACUCAUGUUGGAAAGAUCACCAAACUGCUAUGGGAAUGAUUCGUGAUAUUCUUAUGUACAUGGAUCGUGUCUACGUCGGCCCCCAUAACCUGGAUGGAGUUUAUAAGAUGGGAAUGACUGUUUUCUGCGAUCUCGUCGUACGUUAUCCAAUCAUUAGAGAGCACUUGCAGAAAACUCUGUUGGAUAUGGUGCGCAGGGAACGCCGGGGUGAAGUGAUAUCCCGUUCUCAGAUUCGCGAUGCCUGUCAGAUGUUUGUGCAGUUAGGGGCCGGAUCAUUACGUGUUUACCUUGAAGAUUUUGAACAGCCAUUUUUGGAGCAGUCAAGAGAAUUUUACCGCACAGAAAGUGAAAAUUUUCUUUCUGAGAAUACUUCUGCUUCCUUGUAUAUUAAAAAAGUCGAACAAAGAAUCGAGGAGGAAGUUCGAAGAGCACAUCAUCAUCUUGAUCCAUCCACGGAACCCAAAAUCGUCGUCGUAUUAGAAGAGGAGCUUAUAAGUCGACACAUGGAAACUAUUGUCGGCAUGGAAGAUUCAGGAUUAACGUACAUGUUAACUCAUGAUCACUUCAGUGAUAUCGCUGCUAUGUAUGGCGUUUUAAGUAGGGUUGAAGAAGGACCGAAAAUAAUGAGUAACUACAUUAGCCUGUACUUAAGAGAGCAAGGAAGAAAUACUGUACGUGAUACUGGGUCAUCAACACCUCAACAGCACAUUCAAGAUUUGCUUCAAUUACGCGAUCGCGCCAAUGAAUUACUAACGAGAGCACUUAAUAAUCAGACAAUAUUUCGUAAUCAAAUUAAUUCUGAUUUUGAGUACUUUGUCAAUUUAAAUCCUCGUUCUCCCGAGUUUCUGUCAUUAUUUAUUGAUGAGAAACUAAAACGUGGCACCAAAGGUAUGGCAGACCAAGAUGUAGACGCCAUUUUCGAUAAGUGUAUUGUAUUAUUCCGAUAUUUACAGGAAAAGGAUCUAUUUGAAGGUUAUUACAAGAAGCAUCUUGCAAAAAGGCUGUUGUUAAGUAAAAGUCAGUCAGAUGAUCAAGAAAAGAUUAUGAUAUCCAAGCUUAUGGCCGAAUGUGGUGCUGUAUACACAAGUAAACUAGAAGGAAUGUUUAAAGAUAUGGCAGUGUCUAAAACCCUCAUGGAUGAAUUCAAUGUAGUACUAUCUAAUGGUAAUCGCAAUCUUAACCUAGAUCUGUACGUUCGUGUAUUAACUACUGGUCUUUGGCCAACUCAAGUAACUAGUUCGAAUGAAGCGUUACCAGAAGAAGCUGAUACAGCGUUUAAAGUUUAUAAAAACUUCUAUUUAAGCAAGCAUAACGGUCGGAAAAUCAACCUGCAGACAAACAUGGGGUACGCAGAAUUGUCUGCUGUAUUUUAUGGUCGUCCUAAUGCGGAUAUCAAUACACCUCAGAUCUCUUCUGUUACUGAUUCUCAUACUCAUAGUUUUCUUAUUCAUGGCUCCAGUUCUGCAUCUUCGAAUCAAACAAGUCAAAGUAGUCAACAGGCGCCAAUCAGUGGAUUACCAGGAAGCCCAGGAGCUCUAAAGACACUUGAUCCUCCCAACUCAAUUAGUACUUCUAGUCGGUUGAAUGUACGGAAAUAUUUCUUACAGGUCUCCACAUAUCAAAUGAUUAUAUUAAUGAAAUUCAAUCGACGAAAUCGUUAUAGUUUUAUUGAAUUAGCCAGUGAAACAAAUAUUCCUGAACGUGAAUUAAAACGUAGUCUUAUGGCUUUAGCAUUAGGUCGUUGUAGUCAACGAAUUUUAUGCAAAGAACCGAAAACACGUGAUAUAGAGUCAACCGAUAUAUUCUAUGUCAAUGAUUCAUUUGUUUCGAAACAUAUUAAAGUUCGGGUUCAAAGUAUCACUGUUAAAGAAAGCGAACCAGAACGUCAGGAAACGCGGACAAAAGUAGAUGAAAAUCGACGUUAUGUUAUUGAGGCAACAAUUGUAAGAGUCAUGAAAGCUCGUAAAACUUUAAGUCAUGGACAACUUGUUGUUGAAGUUAUCGAACAAUUAAAAUCGCGCUUUGUACCUACCCCCCUAAUGAUUAAACAACGUAUUGAAUCGCUUAUUGAACGAGAAUUUCUUGCUCGAUUAGAAGAUGAUCGUCGAGUUUAUAAGUACUUGGCCUAAUCUCAUUUUGUAAACCAAAUCUAAAUACAACCUGUAUCUUUCAAGUUCCAUCCUACCAUUCCUUGCGUCUACUCUCUCCGUUGUCAAAAAUUUUCAAAUCACUCCUAUGAUGUGUUGUAAGAUGAUGAGCUUUAAAUAAUGACCAGAAUAAAUCCGAUUGCUCGUUAUCAGUUAAUUGAAUAAAUCAAAUCUUCAUUGUUCUCAAUUUACUACUACAAACCUAGUCUUCAUCAACUUACUACAGUUAAGUUAUCUAUGACUUUUUUGUUUCCUUUGCAAAUCUCAUGCUUCCAUUUCAGUUUUUUAUUAAACUACUAACCUUACCUACAUAAAUUAUAUCUGAUUCGUUAUUUUGUUGAUGUACAUAUUCUAAUUGCCUCACUCUUCUAAGUUUAUGCAUUCUAAAAUUGAUUCCUUUAUCCUCAUUCAUAACUUUUGGGAAAUGUGGAAUCAAUGUUAAUUAUUCAUUUCUUUGUUUCUUUCUCCAUUCAAAUGUGCAGUUACCCACAGUACUAACUUAUAUCAUUUGGCUAAAAGCAUCUCCCUUGUUACAGUAAAUAAUACGAUUAUUAAUGCGACGGGCAACUUCACAUAUUUCGGUGAGUAAAUGAACUUACUUCUGAACAAGGAAGGAAGCAAUCGGCUGUGUUAAACAAUAUGUCUAAUUCUUCAAUCUUAUGUAGUUUGUCUUAACUGAACACAUUUUGAGCAGUUUAAAUCUGCCAUGCAAUGAAUGCUUUUGUUUAUGGUGGAAUAUUUUUCUUUUUUGAGUUUUAGUCGUACACAAAGCCCUGUCCACAUUAUUUUUUGUGUAAGCUACAUAUAUGUAUCCACUCAAGUAAGGCGUAUUUUCUCGCCAAGGUUGACUUUUCUCUCAAGGUUUUAUUUUCGUAUGUUUACUUUCUCUAGGUGUUGCUUUAAAUUGUAGCACAUAGUUUUGUGCAGUAUAUGUGUUUUUUUUUAGUGUAUUCAAGGUGUGACUUUAAAACUACUAUGAAUUCAGUACUAUCCGUUAGCUUGUUUUCUGUAUCAAUUGAUAUCUUGAAUCAAUCAGUUUAUCAGGGUGCACUGUACACUGUCUGCUAUUUAUCAAUGUUCUGUUAGUUGGUCAAAAUGAUACUAAUUUCUUUUCACUUAUUUUCUAAAUACGAGGUAAUUUUACCAUAAUUGUUGACCUCAUAAACAACUCGGUCGCGUGAGCAUUUAAAAGUGCUAUGAGUUCGUAAUUAAAUUAAAGUAACACCUAGGUCUAUAUUAUUAUUAUUUUGUGUUUUUAGACAUCAUUUACUAAUUUACAAAUUGGAUACGUUCGUUAGUCAUUAUCAAAAUUGCAUGUAAAGGUAAUUAGUAGUUAACUCGCAAAGUGACAUAUCUUGUUUGGAUAAGUUUGACUGAAUGCUUGUUCUCGACGUCAAUGAGUCUCAAUACUUUGGACGACUAAAAUAUUUACUACGUUAUGACAGAUGCUUCAUUUUAAAGAGUGUUUUCGUGUCCUGAGGUAACCAGAACGGGUAAUCACUGAGAUACUCCAUUUGUCUAGUCCUAUGAUUUAAUGAAAUAAGAUUCUUCAAAAGGGAUAUCUGCACAGGAUUCCUAGUGAGUUCACAACAAUAAUCCAAACCUACCCCAAUAUGAAAACUACUGAAGGUGUAUAAUUUGGAGUUUCAUGUAUCAGCUUUUAUGCAGAAUCUAAUCCAUUAUCGAGACAUUGUAUUUUCCGUAUUUGAAGCGGGAAGCAAAGUUGAGAUUUCUAGAAUUAAUACAAAUUAUAAGGGGUUUCGCCUGGAUGAAGCAGUUCAGUAAGAUAACGUAUUGGAACUUGCUUUCUUCUAUGCAGUCACCUUUGAUUGGCGCAUACACUUUGCUUUGCACUUGAACUCAGGCUCUUUAAUCCUUGUUUAUUCACUGUAGCAGAAUAAGGAAGCAGUAUGGUAGUAAAAUUCUUAUUAAUUGCUUACUUAUUUCUCAGAUUAUAUAGUUGUCUUUGGUGACAACCGUGUUGUUUGAUCGACUUGUCAAUUAUCGUAAACAGCCGGCGUUACUCCUGAAAUAAAGCUCGUCGUCAGUCAAACGCUCCGUUAAACCUUCAGUCGGAUCAUAUAGUCUCGUGGCUCCAUAUAUCGAGCAACUGUCUUAUUUGGAAUGCCGGAAUUGACUAUACCUCCAGUAAAAUAAAUGUGUUAGCAGUCGCAUUUUCCAGAAAUAAUGACAGAAAUUUGCUGAAAUACCCUGUGCUGAGAAUUGUAUAUUAUACCAAAAUUUUUUAUUGAAUAAAGCUAUUAAUCAUUUUGAGAUGGUGGAGAUUUGUAGCUCAGGUGGAUGAAUUUGGUGGAGUUUUGUUCUCUGAUCUGGAUGGUUUGGUCGUGGAGCUUUCAUCGAUCUUCUGAACGACAUAAUCAGCACAAGCUUCAGGUAGAAGUGAAGUGUUCGAAUUUCUCCAUAUGUGUUUCACAGCCUUGGCAUCAUCUCCUGUCCCUGUUACACUUGAUCUACCAAUUCAAAAACAUUAUUGUCCUAUCAUAUCGGUGUGACGAAUGAUUUUUGUUCAUUUCGACAAGACACGCAAUACUAGUCGGUGUGAUUGUACGUUCCACGUAAUGACUAUAAUUCCUUCAAUUAUUGUACUAACCGAAUUGUUUUUACGUUUAGAAACAUAAAGUUCAAAGCCGA